UCCGGCGCUGAGCCCCGGCCGCGGCCCGGAGCCGUCCCCUCGCUCCAGCUGACUCAGGGGUGACUCAUUUGGAGCCGGGCUGCGGGCGCAGCGAGUGCGCUCCAGAUUGGCUGGGAGCGCAGCUCUGGAUGUAGGUGGCUGCGUUACACGCUCCGGCAGCGCAGCUCUGCUCCGCGCUCCCUCCUCCUCGCCCUCCGUCAGGAUCGCUGCCUGAGCCCGGGCUCUGCUUCUCGCGGCAGGGGCGUCUCGGGCGGCUCCGGUGGAUGCGGGCUGCGGACGGCCCCGGCCCCGCUCCUGAAGGGGCUCUGCGCUGAAGAUGGAUGACUUGGCUCUCCUUGACCUGUUGGAGUGUCCCGUGUGCUUUGAGAAGCUCGACGCCUCGGCAAAGGUGCUGCCGUGCCAGCACACGUUCUGCAAGCCCUGCCUGCAGAGGAUCCUGAAAUCGCAGAAGGAGCUGCGGUGCCCCGAGUGCAGGACCCUCGUCCUGGGCAGCAUUGAGCAGCUGCCCUCCAACCUGCUCCUCAUUCGCCUCCUGGAUGGAGUCCGGUGCGGACAGAACGCCGGCAGGUUUGGCUCGGUGCAGAGGUCGGGGGUCCUGUCGUCCCCCGCCUCCAUCAGGAGGGUCCCCAGGGGGCUGCAGCUGCACCAGCACCGGCUGGCCACCAAUCCCCGGAUCCACAUGGAGGGGGUGCCACGGGCCAGGGCUCUGUACUCGUACCGCGGGCACAACCCGGGCGAGCUGCGCUUCAACAAGGGCGACACCAUCGCGCUGCUGCGCCAGCUGGACGACAACUGGUACCUGGGCGAGCUGAACGGCGCCAGCGGCGUCUUCCCGGCCAGCUCCGUGCAGGUCAUCAAGCAGCUGCCCCUGCCGCGCCCCCUCUACGGCCUGGAGCUGCGGGGCCGGGACAAGGCGGGCGGCAAGGACAUCCUCGCCUUCCCCAAGCCCGGCACGGCCCAGCAGCUCCUGCAGGCCACCAAGGGCCACUGGUCGCCGCCGCCCCGGGCCGCGUCCCUGCGCCCGGCCAAGGCCCCUGCGGAGCCGGCGGCGCUGCCCAAGGCGCCCGAGGCGCGCAGGAAGAGCCUGCGGCAGUUCUCGCUCACCACGGCCCUCAACACGCUGAACCGCAUGGUGCACGCCGAGCGCCCCGCGCUGCACAUCAGCCCCCCCGUGCUCAUCAGCUCCAGCAACCCCAGCGUGCCCACCCAGAGCUGCGAGAGCGCCGAGCUGCCCUGCGGCACCCCGCUCCAGGUCUACCCCGCGCCAGGAGCACUGGGGCCCCCGGCAGCCAUCGUGACCCUUCCCCACCUGCAGCACCACGGGCCAGCCUAUCUGUGCGUGGCUCUGCACUCGUACGCGGCGCACGGACCGGACGAGCUGGAGCUGCAGAAGGGAGAAGGGGUCCGUGUGUUCGGCAAGGAGCAGGACGGGUGGCUGCGGGGCAUGUCCCUGGUCACCGGCAGGGUCGGCCUCUUCCCCAGCAACUACGUCAGCCCCCUCUUCAGGAAAUCCAGUCUCACCGACUCGAAGAUGCCUUCCCUGUACACCUCCUGGACGCUGUCCACGUCCUCGCUGUCCUCGCAGGGCAGCGUGUCCGAGGGCGGCCCGCGGCAGAGCCGAGCCCUGCGGCCGCUGCUGCUGCCCGUGCCCAUCCCGUGCCCCGGCCGGGCCCCGGCCCCGCUGCGCCGCGGCCGCGGCAGCGCCAGGAGGAACGGAUCCCUGCAGAGGCCGGGCCAGGCGGGGACCCCCGUGCAGAUCACCGGCUCCCUCCGGCGCCCCUCGGCUGCGGGGCGAGCUCAGCACUUCCAGCUGUACCCGCACGGCGUCCCCGGCACGGACGAGACAGCGAGGCCAAACCCCCCCUAUGAGGCUGCCCCGGCGCUGCUGGUCAGGGGAGGCGAGAGCCGAAGCCCCUCGGUGUGCAGCUCGGUGAUCCUGGACGCCAAAGAGCCCUCGGUGAAGAGCGAGGCCGCUCCAAAGCCGCCGGCGUCAGCCCCGCCGUCCAUCCUGGUGAAACCAGAAACGUCCCGCAACAGCGCCGAGAAGCAAGUGAAGACGGUGAGGUUCCAGAACCACAGCCCGCCGCCGCCCAAGCGGCACAGCCUGCAGCCCUCGCCGAGGCUGGCCCGCAGCAGGACAGAGCCCGGCCCCGAGGCGCUCCUGCCCGAGCCCCGCCUGGGCCCCGAGCUGCUGGUGCUGUACUCGCCGCGCCUGGGCUCCAGCCCGCUGCACCCGCGCCGGGCGCUUCACCCCAAGGCGCUGUCGCUGGACCUCUCGGGGCAGCUGACCUUCCCCAUCAAGAAGAGCUACAGCAGCAUCUCGGCAAACUGAGCGGGGAACGCCGCCUGCCUGCCUGCCUUCCUCCCCGCUCCCGCUCCUCUCCCUCGGCGCCCGGCCCCGCACCCUGCCCCAGCUCCCCGGGCACGGCCCGCUGCUCCCGCACCGCCGGCGCCUCGGGGGCUGGGGCGCCUCGGAGGGACCCCGCAACCCAGGGCUGCCCGAGCACGGGGAGAGGUGCCCGAGCCCCAGGGCUCCCGGCACCGCGGCCCGAGCACAGGGACAGGGGCCCGGCUCCGCGGCCCCCGCAGCACCGACGCUCCCCAGGUCGCAGCACCGGAGCAGCGGCAGGGCGGGAAGCGUGCAGGUAUCGGAGGGAGUUACACUUGCUUUGGUCUCCUCAGGGCUGCAGAAAGCCCACAGAGAUCAAGCGCCGGCUCGUUACCUGCCGGCCUCAGGAUAAAGAAACCAUAAAUCAGAAUCAGUCAGCUGCCGGCUGAUGGUUCAUGCUGCCUUUGAGGGGAGGGGGUCGCUCAGAUUUUUUGUUAAGGUGGUUGCUUGCUUGCUUUUCUCAUUGGUUUUAGCCCAGGAAUUUUAACACAUAAGCCUAAAAGGUGAUUUGGAAGGCAAAGAGCCAACGGAAGGGGCUUUGCCAUCACUGCAGUCACCCAGGCCCCGCAGUGAGGGCACUGAAUCUCCCUUCUCCUCAAUGCUUGUUUUCCUCUGGUCACCUGUCAGCUACCUCUUGCCCCUGAGCUCCUUCCAGCCCUUCCCACCACCCGCCCACUCAGAUGUGGCUGUUGUAAAUAUCUCAAGUGGGAUUCAUGGGUUUCAGAUGCAUGAAACACUGUCUAUGUAACAGAGGGCAGAACUCGGAGCUCACCCUGCCCCAGACCCCCUCUGCCCCAGCAGCCCCAGCUCUGGUUUGCAGCUCACCCCAGCCCAAGCGUUCUCCUGCGAAUCCCAGGAGGCCAGCAGAGCUCUGCUGGCUCCAGCUGUGCCCGUGCUCUGCCAAUCUGCACAGCAGAGUUUGGUUUCCACGCUUAGUUUCCAUUGCUGGUUUAUCCAUGGGCAGUUCCCAGCCCCGCUGCAGGCACCGGCCGCCCCCUCCUGACAGGAGGAGCUGUGCUCCCUCCAAACCUGCCCUGAACUCCCAUCCUCGGUUCCCUGCCUACAAACCCGGGGAAGGAACUCCACUGGUCAAGGGAGACUCCUCAGAGAAGGACAUUUUUCCUAAAACCACACAAAGGGAAUGGAUAAGACAAUUCACUGUGCCGCAGCCCCUGGACCUUCCCUCUUGCAGGCUUCCUGCGUGUGGAGCAGGAAAGUCGGGUCUGCCUGCGGGGAUUUUCAGUGGCACAGCGACCUCCAAGGCGCAGAGCUGCUCUCACUCUGUGCCCUCUGCCAGCAUUCCUGCAGAAACACCCGACAAGCUGAAAGCAUGCGCUGUGCCCUGGUGUGAAAGGUGGCAGCAGCUGCAAAAUGAGGGUGAGUCCAGCUCAGCCAUGGCACCUCAGACAGCUGAAUGCCUCGGGGAGACAUGCUGGCCCUGUGCUCAGGACUCCUGACAUCCUUCUAGAGCUGGGCCAGAAAGCAGCUGGCUCUGAGACACAUCCCCACAUCCCAGCACAGCCAGAAAUGAACACAAUUGCACUAACCCAUCAGCCCCUCUCUCCUUCUGAGAGCUAAGAAUGCAAGCACUGGCUCCAAACGUUUUAGUUGGAAACACCAGAGCAGCCUGGGACUGUGUAAAAUCUCUCAUUUAUCAUUCUUAGGAGGUUUAUUCACUGCCCAACAGUCAUUGCAGUUAAAUUUGUGAAAUGAGUGUUUGAAGUGUAAUCACAGCUGAAGAUUUCUCAGGUUGUUACAAACUUCAGCAUCUGUCCCAUUUAAAAAGCAACACUUCCAAACAUUCGCGAGAUCAGUGUUUAAAACCCCAAACUGUCCGUGGAGCCCAUGGGAGCUCCCCAGGCUGAUCCCUCUGCACGUGUUCCCAGUGGGAAGCGCUGAUGGACCCGAGACUGCCUGGGGAGGGCUGCAGGGGGAAUGGAGGGGGAAAAUGAUCCAUCCACACCAAAGUUACAGCCAGAACAGAGCCUACGGGCACGAGGGGUCAACAAAAAUUCCCUAAUCCUUCACAUGACCAAGCAGGGACUUCCAUUGCCUACUUUCCGCAUCCAGCCCAGGGAAUGCUUCAAUGAAAUGUUACAGCCAGGUCACCACCAGUGAGAAAUCAUAAAUUACUAUUUUUACAUUACAUAUCUUAGAAACAGUAGGAUGUAUAACAUUUGCUUAGUUGGUGAUGGAUAGGAAGAACAAAUAAUGCUUAGUUCAUUGUUCAGAGACACUUGUACAAAUUCAGGGAUGCUGAAUAUUUUUUCCAUGAAGUGAAGUUCAUUUUUUAAAAAGGUUUUUUCAAUUUAAGGUACUAUUUGGGAGAAAAGUCAAUAAACAAGAAGAUAUUAGUUUCCUGUUUUGUAUUAAUCCUCAGGCUAUUUAUUUUGUAUUUCUGUAAAAAAAAAAAGCAAUGGUUUAAAGACAUUUUAAGUUUUCGGAAGUUUAUUCAUCUAAGUUUAUAGCACUAAUGCUUAGCUCUGUAGCUUGUAGAUAAUUAAAUUAACUGGGGCCAAAUGGAUUACAGCCCCUCAUGCACUGCAAGCACUGGGGGGUGCACUGGGGAAAAUGAGGCUCAGGAAAGAUUUGGCACCCACCGUGUGAUACACCAGCCUGUGGGAGCUGCUGUGGCACCAUUAAAACUUUUUGCAUGAAA
This is a messenger RNA of Melospiza melodia melodia, 5048 nucleotides long. RefSeq names its product SH3 domain containing ring finger 2 (gene SH3RF2). The record is from RefSeq and is a predicted model, not a curated record. Gene Ontology annotation, molecular function: protein binding. Lineage: Eukaryota; Metazoa; Chordata; Aves; Passeriformes; Passerellidae. The transcript has 8 exons. Bases 317 to 2332 code for a protein of 671 amino acids.